GGGCACAUCUUGACCAGAGAAAAGGCUGUCGCGUCCAUGAUGAUCUACAUUGUUUUGGAACCCAUUGUCACUCACUGAUGCAGUGGCGUCGCAGUGAAGGAUAAGGAGCUCUCGCACCGAGAGCGGCAAUGCCGAACUCGAUAGUUAUUCAAGUUGGACAAUGCGGGAACCAAAUUGGCAGCCGAUUCUGGGACAUGGUACUGCAAGAACACGCGAAGUACAACAGGAAAGGAGUGUAUGAUGAUGCUCUGGCAACUUUUUUUCGGAACGUCAAUGAGAAGCGCGGAGCUCGCAACAUCCCCGUCGGCGAUGGUCAAAAGAAGAUCACCGGUCUGAAAGGCAGAGGACUUCUCAUAGAUAUGGAAGAGGGAGUUGUGAACCAAAUCCGCAAAAGUCCCCUCAGCGAGCUAUUUGACGACGAACAGCAAAUAACCAGCCAUUCCGGGAGCGGGAAUAACUGGGCAGUGGGACACUGCUUGUACGGUCCUGAGUAUCGGGAUGCCAUUUUGGAAGGUGUGCGGCGACAGGCCGAGUAUUGUGAUGCCCUACAGUCCUUCUUCAUGAUCGGAUCUCUUGGAGGAGGGACGGGAUCUGGCCUGGGUUCAUAUAUAUGCGCGAUGCUUCAAGAUGAAUUUCCAGAGGUCUAUAGAUUCUACGCAACCGUCAGCCCGAGUGAGAACGACGACGUCGUAACAUCACCUUAUAACAGUAUUCUGUCACUUUCGAAACUCAUUGACACAGCUGACUGCGUUUUACCAAUGGAAAAUCAAGCUUUAUUGGACAUUUACGAACGAGUGAUAGCACAAACUCAAGGUCCUUCGAAUAGACAAAAGAAAAGUGCUAUCACAGAUAGCGGUAAUAGUACAUUCGGGGGAAUGUGCGGCUUGGGCCCCCGAAAGUCCCACCCGUUCGAUGCGAUGAACAACAUCGCUGCCAAUCUACUGAUGAAUAUGACAAGUUCGAUGCGAUUUGAAGGAACGAUGAACGUUGACAUCAAUGAUAUCGUGACAAAUUUGGUACCGUUCCCGCGGCUCAAGUUUCUUAUAUCAAGCAUGACACCGUUAUAUACCUUGGCGAAUGUGAAACCGCCACCGCGAAGGCUUGAUCAGAUGUUUAUCGAUGCUUUCAGUAGGGAAAGUCAGCUCAUCAGAGCAGAUCCCAAGGCGAGCACUUAUCUUGCCUGCGCACUUAUUGCCAGAGGAAAUAUUGAGAUUUCUGACCUGCGGCGCAACGUAGAAAGAAUGGCGUCCCAUCUGACAUUUGUACCUUGGAAUCAGGAGGGCUGGAAAACUGGUCUUUGCUCUGUACCUCCAGUCACACAGCCUUAUUGUUUGCUUAGUCUUGCCAACAACUGCUGUGUACGGCAGAGCUUCUCUGACCUGCACCUGCGGUUCAAAAAGUUAUACAGACGAAAGGCGAACCUGCAUCAUUAUACAGAGCAUAUAGAUGUGGGAGAUAUUGCAAGUAGUGCAGCGAAUGUGGAGGAGCUUAUUCAUGAAUAUUCCUUGCAGGAGCGCAACCGUAAAUAAUCUGACGCAGCUGUGCUUGUAAAUAGAAAUUCCACGUAGGAAUUAUAUAUUAUCUUUCCCA
Spizellomyces punctatus DAOM BR117 is the source of this 1590-nucleotide messenger RNA. RefSeq lists its product as uncharacterized. The record is from RefSeq and is a predicted model, not a curated record. Gene Ontology annotation, molecular function: GTP binding; structural constituent of cytoskeleton. The coding region runs from base 129 to 1529 and encodes 466 amino acids. Gene Ontology annotation, cellular component: microtubule; cytoplasm. Gene Ontology annotation, biological process: microtubule cytoskeleton organization; mitotic cell cycle. The transcript is spliced from 8 exons. Lineage: Eukaryota; Fungi; Chytridiomycota; Chytridiomycetes; Spizellomycetales; Spizellomycetaceae.